AUGAAGUUCUUCACGAUUCUUAUCUUUUUCCUUGUCUUUCCCAUUGCAUUUGGUGAUCUGAGAGUUGGAUUCUAUCACUCUAGCUGCCCCAGAGCAGAGAAAAUCGUUCGACAAGUUGUUCAAAGGAGAUUCAACCGGGAUCGAUCCAUUACUGGUGGCUUGCUACGCAUGCACUUUCAUGAUUGCUUUGUCAGAGGCUGUGACGCGUCCAUAUUAAUAGACUCAAACAGGGGCAACCAAUCGGAGAAAUCGGAGAAAGCCGCAGGGGCAAACGGUACCGUUCGGGGGUUCAAGCUAAUAGACGAUAUAAAAAAAGCUUUAGAAACUGCAUGUCCUUCAACGGUUUCAUGCGCAGAUAUAAUAACCCUAGCCACACGCGAUUCCGUGGCCAUGGCAGGUGGGCCCCGAUACAAUGUCCCAACAGGAAGGCGUGAUGGUCUCGUGUCCAGAGCCGCCGAAGUGUUCUUGCCAGGACCACGUUCGACUGUGUUGCAGGCGCAGCAAACCUUCACCGCAAAUGGCCUGUCAUUGGAUGAAAUGAUCGCACUCUUGGGAGCACACACGGUGGGAUUCGCGCACUGUAAUUUCUUCCGCGACAGGCUCAACGACUCCAACAUGGACCCUAAUUUGCGGGCCAAGUUAGGCCAGACUUGUAGACCCAUGGGCCAAGAUCCGACGGCUUUUUUGGACCAAAAGACGUCCACGGUUUUUGACAAUGAAUUCUAUAAGCAAAUCAUUUUAAAGAGGGGUGUGCUUUUUAUUGAUCAACAAUUGGCUUCAGACCCUUUGUCGAGUAGGUUGGUGUCGACUUUUGCUGGGAAUAGUGCGGCUUUCAAGAAGAGUUUCGUUGAUGCUAUUGUGAAGAUGGGGAGCAUUAGGGUUUUGGUUGGGACAAAUGGAGAGAUUAGGAAAAAUUGUAGGGCUUUUAACUAA
Messenger RNA from Sphenostylis stenocarpa, 933 nucleotides. Lineage: Eukaryota; Viridiplantae; Streptophyta; Magnoliopsida; Fabales; Fabaceae. The record is from the annotation of a GenBank genome assembly.